Molecule: messenger RNA, 2870 nt
Organism: Carassius gibelio (silver crucian carp)
Lineage: Eukaryota; Metazoa; Chordata; Actinopteri; Cypriniformes; Cyprinidae
Product: CMRF35-like molecule 1
Exons: 11
Coding region: 1316-2518 (400 amino acids)
Cellular component (GO): plasma membrane
Molecular function (GO): transmembrane signaling receptor activity
Source: RefSeq, a predicted model, not a curated record
UCGUACAAUACAAGUCACUCGCUGAUGUCACGUGUCGUUACGGGAUCUUUACGGGUUGUGUGUGAAAGCACGCACAUAUCCUGGGUAAUCACUGGCAGUGUGAAAGUGCAAAAUCUAGCGACCCGGGAACAAUUGCAGGAACACUUUACCCAUGUAUUUGCCGGAAUGGCAGUGUGAAAGGGGCUUUACUAAGUUCAAUGUGGGAAUCAAUCCCGGGACGUGGUUGCUUUCACACAGAAGGCGACCCGUCAAUGUUCCGGCAAUAUGACGGGUCCGACGUGCAGUGUGAAAGGGGCAUAAGAUAGUAAAAGAAAGCUGAAAUCGGAUCAUUCUAAUUCAUAAACGAAUCGUUUGGUGUGAUUUGCGAUCCAAUUAAAAAGACUCGGUUCAUUCAUGAAUCAGAGACCACUUCUGCGUGUCGGAGCAUGUGAUAUAUUAUAUGGACGAUGUAGCGAUAUAUUUAUGAAAUGUAGUGGACGAUGUUAUGAUAUGAUUUAUGAAAUGUAGUAAAUUAAAAACUACGAUCUUAUACUUUGCAAUUUAGUGAAGUUAAAAGUAAAAAUUACUCAAAAUAAAAUGACUCCAGUAAAGUAGACCUACACUACUCGAAAAAUUGUGCUCAAGUACAGUAACGAAGUAAAGCUAGUUCAUUACUAACACGUUUAUCUGUCUGUAAGAAAGCAAAUCCUUAUGAGUGACUUGUGCAGUGUGAAGAUUUUUUACCAUCAGCAAUUAUUCUCAACUAACAGUGCAGCAAGUUUGUGAAAGAAGUGUGAAUCUUUACUAAAACAUACAGAAGCCCUGAUAACCCAUAUCUCACUGUUUCCCAUCUAUUUUAUCUCUUGUUCUGUUUUAUCAGCAUAUAAAUGUUGAAAAGCUUUUGUCCAGUAUUAAUCUCUGUACAGAAAUAGUGCUUCAUUCACAUCCGGUUUCAAGUCCUAUUAAAAUCUGAAGGUAUUUAUCACGUACUGCAUAUAAAUAAAUGUAAGAAACUCACUUCAGCAGUGACCUACUUCAGUAGUUCUAUAAUUGUAAAAUGGGAACUAGAGAAUUAAAUAGUGUUAAUACCCAAAAACCACAGAGGAAAACACUUGAAUAUCGACUGCAGAGCUAAAAUAAACAAUUUUUAUCAGAAUAAUCUUACAUUUCUUGACCAAGUGAUGCAAUUGUAAUUUGUGUUUUUUGCAACAUUUGCAAUCAAACAUUAUGACAUUUUAUUGUAAAUUAAGUUUUUGUGACAUAUGCAAAUGAAGACCGCGGAAGCAGGAAGUGAGACUGAGAUCAUGAGAACUUAAGGUCAUUUACUUCUCCUCGAAUGAGUAGCUGUUUCUUUAGCAUCAUGUACAUGAUGAAGAUGCAGGGAGAAGAAACAUUGCAAUGUUUUAACAGAAGGACUGACAGUUUGAAGUUCAUUGUGUUUUUCCUUUGGCUCAUAACAGCUCCUGAAGGCAGAGCAGGUUCAGUAAGCAGACGGUUAACAGUUCAGACUGGAGGAUCGCUCAUUAUUCCAUGUCAUUAUGACAGAAAAUACACCGAUCACAAAAAAUACUGGUGCUUUCAUGCCAAGUCAGCUUACAAUUACUGCAGUAUUCUGGCAUAUGCUAAUGAAACCAAAGGAAGAGUGUCAGUAAUUGAUCAUCCAGAUCAGAGUUUCUUUACUGUGACUAUGAGAAACCUGCAGAAUGAAGACACUGGAGCUUAUUGGUGUGUUGUGGAGAUUGAAGGAAUAUUUGAACGAGAUGAGAGUGAGCAGCUCUAUCUGACAGUUCAAUCAGCUCCUGAUGUGUCUGUGGUGAACAGCAGUGUAUCUGGACAAGAAGGUGGUGAUAUCAGUGUUCAGUGUUUCUACAGUUCUGGAUAUAAGAAUAAACUCAAACAGUGGUGCAGAUAUAAAGAUCAGAGCUGUUACACAGUGGGGAGGACUAACACAUCCCAGAAUUCAUCAGUCCAGAUCAGUGAUGAUGGGAGAGGAUCCUUCACUGUGCUGAUGACUGGACUGAGACUCACUGAUUCUGACUGGUACUACUGUUCUGCUGGAGAUCUGCAGGCUCCUGUUCAACUUAAUGUCUCUGAAAAUUCACAGGUUCCUUUUCUCACGGUCAAUGAACCAAAAUCAGAAUCUGUGACCACAGAAGUAUCUGAGAGAAACGGCAGAGAUGCAACUGCUCUCUCAUCUACAACACCAGUUUCAGUUAACACUGAUCAAACAGUGAGCAGUGAAGAGCAGCAGAAUGAGAAUUAUUUGUAUCUGGAGCUGUGGAUUCCAGCGGUUGUGCUGCUGAUGGUGAUUGUGAUUUUCGUGUCAGCUGUAAAACUGAGAAAGAAACACAACAGAAAUGAAUACAUCACAGAGGUGAACAGAGUUAGAGCCAGUGACACAGUAAGUGGAAACGGUUCAUCUUCAGUGCUUGCAGAGAAUGAUGUGACUUACACCUCUGUGAUAGUACAACCUAAAACUGAAGCAAGCAGUCCAGUAUCUGUGGAGGACGAGGUGACCUACAGCUCUGUGCACAAGUAGGUGAGAUGUUACAGGUGGAAACCACUAAAUACCUGAACAAAAUAUGAAGAAGUUAAGUUGAAACAAGCCAAUAUAUAGUACAUUUCUCCAGGAAUACUAAUUCUGUUAAAAUUAUAUAUUUUAUCUCUCUGUCAAUAUAUUAGUGGCAUUGUGUAAGUACUUUUAGACUGCAAAAAAAAAAACAAUUUUUUUUUCACUGAGAUAAAUAUUUUACAUGUGUUCUUUAGUAAUAUGUGUGUAAAUUUUUGUUGUCUGCAAAAAGCUUUAAGCAAUAAUACAUAUUUGUUGAGUUAAGUUUAGUUAAUCUGUAAUGUACUUGCUUCUAAGUGUGACAAUAAAUAAAAUCUAUAUU